UGGGAGGCUAAGGAAUACAGUCGUCUCACUGGCUCAAGAAUUGCUGGCUAUUUCCCUGCCUGGAGACUGGGCUCUCUGGCCCUUUUUCUCACUGUUUCCUGCAAUGAGAAGAGACAGGGAGACUAGCUGCUACCCUUCACACCUGACUGUCCCACCAGGCAGUGAUCCAGCCAACCACCUGUCCAGUGGAGGCAGCCUCCCUCAACGCCUGUAAGCCCCAAAGAAGGGGGAGGGCUUUUCAGUGGCUGCUGUGACUUCUGACAGAACCUUCAAAGGGAGGACACUACUAUCCACAGCUUCUCAGAGCUCACUGCAGCCCAGACUGUACCCUCCCUAGACAUCAGCAACACCAAGGUGCCUGCCCCAGCAACUCCUGGGGCUGCUGUUGGCACGAAUGGAAACCAUGUCUCCAGCCCACCCAAGUCUCUGGGUCCUUGUGGUCCUGAGUAUUGGGUGGCUGGGCUUGGGGCAGCAUGUAGCUGAAGCAGCUGUCCGACAUCGCUAUAUAGCUGCUCAGAUCAUCAGCUGGACCUACCUCCCUCAGACCAGCAACCCAAGUUUAAAGCCCGCAGAGCCUACCUUUAAGAAAAUGGUCUACAGAGAGUAUGAAGCAGGUUUCAUACAAGAAAAGCCAAGAUCGAACAUUUCAGGACUUCUUGGACCUACUCUUUUUGCCGAAGUUGGAGACACUUUGAAGGUUCACUUUAAGAAUAUGGCUAAGAAGCCCUUAACCAUCCAUCCCGAAGGAAUCGAAUAUAAUAAACUGUCUGAAGGUGCCUCCUAUGCAGACCAAACAUCCCCUCUGGAGAAGAUGGAUGAUACUGUGCUUCCGGGGCAGGAAUAUACCUACACAUGGCUGAUCACUGAAGACAAUGGGCCCACAGAUGAUGACCCUCCUUGUCUGACACACAUCUAUUACUCCUAUGAUAACUUAGUACUGGAUUUCAACUCUGGCCUUAUUGGACCUUUGCUCAUCUGUAAGAAAGGCAGCCUGACUGAGGAUGGGACUCAAAAGAUGUUUGACCAGCAACACGUGCUGAUGUUUGCAGUGUUUGAUGAAAGCAAAAGCUGGCAGCAGUCGCCUUUUCUGAUGUAUACGGUCAACGGCUAUGUAAACGGAACACUGCCAGAUGUAACAGUCUGUGCCUACGACCAGAUUAGUUGGCAUCUAAUUGCAAUGAGUUCUGGCCCCGAACUAUUCUCUAUUCAUUACAACGGGCAGGUCUUGGAACAUAACUCUCGUAAAGUCUCGGCCAUCCCCCUCGUUGGAGCAACGUCAACCACUGCAAAUAUGACUGUGAGCCAUGAGGGAAGGUGGAAGAUAUCCUCUCUCAUCCCAAAACAUUUUCAAGCUGGGAUGAAGGCAUACCUCAAAAUUGAAAAAUGCCCAAAAGGGACCAGAAUGAUAAAGAAAUUAACCCGAGAUCAGAGGCGUUACAUUAAGAAGUGGGAGUAUUUCAUUGCUGCAGAGGAAGUCAUUUGGGACUAUGCCCCAGUAAACAAGGAGAAUACGGACAAAAAAUAUAAAUUUUGGUACAAUAAUUUGGCAAACCAGAUUGGGACACGUUACAAAAAGGUGGUCUACAAACAAUACCAAGAUGAAUCUUUCACCAAACGCAUAGAAAGUACAGAUCCCCAAGAAACUGGUAUCUUGGGACCUAUCAUUAGAGCCCAAGUCAGAGAUACCCUCAAAAUUGUAUUCAAAAACAUGGCCAGCCGUCCCUAUAGCAUUUAUCCUCAUGGAAUAACACUUUCUACAGAUGAAGAAACAGCUAAGAAUAUUUCUACUUCAGGCAACAACACCCUAGUCAAAGCUGUCCAACCAGGAGAAACUUACACUUACAAGUGGAACAUCCUGGAGUCUGAUGAACCCGCAGGAAAUGAUGCUCAAUGCUUAACGAGACCAUAUUAUAGUAUUGUGGACAUCCCAAGGGACAUUGCCUCAGGCCUGAUUGGGCUACUCUUGAUUUGUAAGAGCAGAACCUUGGACAACCGAGGUGUACAGAGGACAGCAGAUUCUGAGCAACAAGCUGUGUUUGCUGUAUUUGAUGAGAACAAAAGCUGGUACUUUGAAGACAACAUUAAUAGAUUUCACAAAAACCCCUCUACUGUGAAACGAGAUGAUCCAAAGUUUUAUGCAUCCAACAUCAAGAACACAAUAAAUGGCUUUUUGCCUGAGAGUAUACCGACCCUGGGAUUUUGUCAUGAGGACACUGUCCAGUGGCACUUUUGCAGUGUGGGCAUCCAGAAUGAGAUCCUGACUCUUCACUUGACUGGCCACUCAUUCUUAUAUGGAAAAAGGCAUGAAGAUGUCCUGACUCUCUUCCCUAUGAGUGGAGAAUCUGUAACUGUCACAAUGGAUAAUGUCGGAACCUGGAUGCUGACUUCUAUAAGUUCCAACCAGAGAAAUCAAAACCUCAGGUUGCGAUUCAGGGAUGUCAAAUGUAUAAGGGAUUACGAGGAUGACUCCUAUGAAAUUCUAUUUGAUGACAAUGUGGAAAAGGUUGUCACAGAGAAGAAUAAAGCCACUGCCAGAAACAUGCCUGAUUCAACGGAAGGUGGAGGGGAAGAUGAUAGUGAUUACCAGGAAGAACUGGCUUUGCAGUUUGGUAUUAGAUCAUUUAGAAAUUCAUCGGGACUGCAGGAGGGAGAUGAGCGUCUCAAUCUGACUGCUCUGUUUAUGGAAGAAAUAUCUGAAAUGAUUCCCUUAAAUGUGAAUGCAUCAUUGGGCACUUCUCAGCCUUCCCCAAAAGACCCUGGUAGCAUUCCCAAACUUCAAGCCACUCUUCCUUACUCAGUAAUCACAACUGGGCCUCCCUUGGAGAACAUCACCACUACAGGUACACACUCCAUUGCAUUACACUCUGUAGCCUCCAUUCUGAAGAAUCCCAGGUCCCAUUCUGAAGAACUUGUCAAGAAGGAUAUACAUUCAACUGCCAUGGGGACAACCUUGUCUUCUCUUGCCACAGAAGAACUCCAUAGCCAAGAAGAUGCCAAGAAGGAAGCCAACCAGGUCAAUGAGGAGACUCCCAAAUUUAUCACUACCUCAGCUAACCAACCUGAGGUAGAAAGAAAUACAUCAGUACACUCCAGUCAUACACAGGUAGAACUACCAACAGGUAAUGUGAGGGUAAAUUUAACUCUAGAACAGCCUGAUCUUCAGAGCAGUGACAUUCCCAACUCCAGAGCAGGAACACAAGAAGAUACUCUAGAUGAUCUGGUAGUUGUUAACCAGAAGGACCCACCAAAGGUUUUGAAUGGGAAAUGGAAUUUGGUUUCUGAGAAAGUGAGCUAUGAAAUCAUCAAAGAUACAAACAAAGAUGAGGUUGAAGAUAAGCUGUUGAAUAGCCCCCAGGAUGCUGCAACACCUUGGAGAGAAAGAAUUCCUUCUGCUAAUUGGCACAAUCCUUUAAAAAUAGGAAAGAACAGAGUAAAUGGUAGGUUCAGGAAAUCUUCAGGUUUGAUUAAGACCCGAAAAAGGAAAAGAGUCACCAACUUUGUACACAAUAUGCUGAUGUCCCCCAGAGGUUUCAAGCCUCUAAAAGAAAGGUACAAUGCCACAUUGCCCCACAGGGGCUCUAAUCAUUCACUCUUACCCCAUGAAUCCAAUGAGAUGCCAUCCCCUAAGGACCUAGAACAGGUAUCCCCCACUUUAGACCUUGAUCAGAAUUUCCCCACUGUGGACCUGGAUCAGACAUUUCCCCCACCAGAGUUUAGUAAGAUAUCCUCUGAUCUAAAGUUCAGUGAAACAUUCUCUACUGUAGACCCUGUUUCUACAACUCAUCUUCAAGAUUUCUAUCAGACAUUUUCCCCUCCAGAUCUUCAUCAAACACCCUUGCCUCUAGUUCCUUAUGAGACAUUCUCCCCUCUAGAUCUUAAUCAGAUUCCUUUUCCUUCCUCCCUCUAUGGGACAACUCCCCCUUCAGACCCCUAUGAAGCAUCCCUCUCUCCAGAUCUCUAUGAAACAACUCCCCCUUCAAACCCCUAUGAAGCAUCUUUCUCUCCAGGUGUCUAUGGGACAACUCCUUCUUCAGACCCCUCUGAAGCAUCUUUCUCUCCAGGUGUCUAUGAGAUAACUUCCCCUUCAGACCCCUCUGAAGCAUCUUUCUCUCCAGGUGUCUAUGAGACAACUUCCCCUUCAGACCCCUCUGAAGCAUCUUUCUUUCCAGGUGUCUAUGAGACAGCUCCUCCUUCAGACCCCUAUGAAGCAUCCUUCUCUCCAGGUGUCUAUGAAACAACUCCCCCUUCAGAUCCCUAUGAAGCAUUCUUUCCUCCCAAUCUCUAUGACACAAUCUUCCCUUCAGACCUGUAUGAAGAAUCCUUCCCUCCAGAUCUCGAUUGGCCUUCCUCUACUUUGGAUCUGAAUCAGACCUGUUUUCUACCAGAGGCUGGUCAGAUAGUCCCUACUCCAGAGUCCAGUGAGAACUUUCCUCCAGACCCUAGUCAUGUACCCUCCUCUCCUGUCUUUGAAUCAACAUCCCAAUCACCUCCACCCAGAAACAAUGUCACAUUGAGACCGAGACAAUUUAAUCCAGCAAUUAUAGUGGGCCUUACCAGAGCUGAUGGGAAUUAUGUUGAGUAUAUUCCGGGGCAGGACAACAAAGACAAUGAAAAUGAUGAUGAUUAUGUUGAAGACACGUAUGUACACUAUGACGAUCCUUAUCAAACAGAUAGAAGGACAGAUACAAGCUCACUCCGAAACCCUGACAACAUUGCAGCAUGGUAUCUCCGAAGCUACCAAGGAAAUAGAAAAAAUUACUACAUUGCUGCUGAGGAAGUACUUUGGGAUUAUUCAAAAUUCUCAAAAAGCAUGAGGAAGGCUGAUGAUGCUGAUGAUACCAUAGGGAACACCGUGUAUAAGAAAGUGAUUUUUCGGAAAUACCUGGACAGCACCUUUACAAUGCCUGAUCCUGAGGGAGAGAAUGAAGAGCACCUUGGCAUCCUUGGUCCUGUAAUCAGGGCUGAGGUGGAUGAUGUGAUCCAAGUUCGUUUUAAAAAUCUAGCUUCCAGGCCAUAUUCUCUUCAUGCUCAUGGGCUUUCCUAUGAAAAAUCAUCAGAAGGAAAGAGUUAUGAAGAUGAUUCCCCAGAAUGGUAUCAGGAUGACAAUGCCAUUCAGCCCAAUGGCAGUUAUACUUACGUAUGGCACGCGACAGAACGAUCCGGCCCAGAAAAUGCUGGGUCUGCCUGCCGAGCUUGGGCCUACUAUUCAGCUGUGAAUCCGGAAAAAGAUAUCCAUUCAGGCCUAAUAGGCCCCCUUCUGAUCUGCCGAAAAGGAACGCUCCAUAAAGAAAGCAACAGGCCCAUAGACAUGCGAGAGUUUGCCCUACUUUUUAUGAUCUUUGAUGAAAAGAAGAGCUGGUAUUUUGAUAAGAAGCCCAAAAGGAUCUGGACAGGCUUAUCCUCAGAAGUGAAAAACACUCACAGGUUUCAUGCCAUCAAUGGUCGCAUCUACAAUUUGCCAGGACUAAGGAUGUAUGCGAAGGAGAAUGUGAGAUGGCACUUGCUGAACAUGGGCGGUUCCCAGGACAUUCAUGUGGUUCACUUUCAUGGCCAGACAUUGCUGGAAAAUGGAACCCAAUUGCACCGUUUGGGGGCCUACCCCCUGCUUCCUGGUUCAUUUAAGACUCUUGAAAUGAAGGCAUCAAGACCCGGCUUAUGGCUCUUAGACACUGAGGUCGGAGAAAAUCAGAUAGCAGGAAUGAAAACACCAUUCCUUAUAAUAGAUAAAGAAUGCAAGAUGCCCAUGGGUGUAAGUACUGGCAUUAUAGCUGAUUCACAGAUAAGUGCAUCUGAGUAUCUGGGUUAUUGGUACCCUAAAUUAGCGAGGUUAAAAAAUGGUGGAUCUUACAAUGCUUGGAGUGCACAACAACGACCACGUUCUCCUCUGUCUGAACCCUGGAUCCAGGUGGACUUUAAAAGAGAAGUUGUACUUACUGGGAUACAGACCCAGGGAGCCAAACAGUACCUGACAUCCUACUACACCACCCAGUUCUAUGUUGCCUAUAGCUCUGACAAAAGAACGUGGCGGUACUUCAAAGGAAACAGCACUUCAAAACAGGAGUACUUUGAGGGUAAUUCAGAUGCCUCCACCAUCAAAGAAAAUCUCUUUGACCCACCCAUUGUGGCUAAAUACAUUCGGAUCUCCCCAACCCAUGCCUACAACAGACCUACCCUCCGUCUGGAAUUGCUGGGCUGUGAGGUCCAAGGUUGCUCCACCCCUCUGGGUAUGGAAAGUCGAAAGAUAGAAAAUAAUCAGAUUACAGCUUCAUCAACGAAGCAAUCUUGGUUGGGAGAUGCCUGGUCACCCUUCUACGCCCGUCUCAAUGCUCAAGGUCGUGUGAAUGCCUGGCAAGCCAAGUCAAAGAACAACAGGCAGUGGCUGCAGAUAGACCUGCUCAAAACCAAGAAAAUAACAGCGAUUGUAACCCAAGGAGCCAAGUCUCUCUCAAGUGAAAUGUACGUGAUGACUUAUGCUAUCUUCUACAGUGAUCACGGCACAGAAUGGAAACCUUAUAAGGACAAGUCGUCCAUGACGGAGAAGAUUUUUGUGGGAAAUGUUAAUCCUAAAGGACAGGUCAAGAAUUUUUUCAACCCUCCCAUCUUUUCCCGGUUCAUCCGUUUCGUCCCCAAGUCAUGGAAUCAAAGCAUUACUGUUCGAUUAGAACUCUUCGGUUGUGAUAUUUACUAGAGCUGGGGUAGAUAUUAUGCAUUCAAAAGCAGAGCAAUACCCUUUGAGUCCUCAAAGAGUAGUAGCUUUAGCACUGGUUGUCUGUUUUAUAGUUAUUUUAAAUGUCAGACUUCAAAAGAUUUUUCCACUGUUGCCUUUUUCCCUCUUAUCUAGUAGAAGCUGGGGUUUUGUCCAUGAGGUUUUCUAGUUUAUUUUUUCCCACCACAAAAUAAGACGAUAGUUCUGAUUGAUUACAUUAACGUGGAAAAAUAAUAUUGAAGGUUAUUAGUACCCAACUGAAUUAAAGCAUUGUUGAUCACAAAUGGAAUCUUGAUUGUUACUCCAGAAUACCUGAAUUUGGGUAAUUUUUAGCCCAGAUGCCCUCAUUGGCAUAGGCUAUUAAUAGUCUCAAUGUGUUGUACUCAUUUUUCCAGGAAAGUGAUUUUCAGUCAUGAACUUGAAGCAUUUGGAAAGUUGGUCAGAGAUGAGAUGAACCGUUUCAAGGUUGGCGACUUUUAAAACCCUGUGAAGUCACCAGUGAAAAAUCUUUACUAUUUUGCAAUAAUAAACUAUGAUGCAAUAAG
Vombatus ursinus (common wombat) is the source of this 7251-nucleotide messenger RNA. It is a transcript of the gene F5, whose product is annotated as coagulation factor V. The transcript is spliced from 26 exons. Gene Ontology annotation, molecular function: copper ion binding. The record is from RefSeq and is a predicted model, not a curated record. NCBI's taxonomy places the organism in Eukaryota, Metazoa, Chordata, Mammalia, Diprotodontia, Vombatidae. The coding region runs from base 395 to 6688 and encodes 2097 amino acids.